AUCAGCGAGCGCCGCAGCGGCCGUGCCACAGCCCGGAAGCGCCGUGCCGAGCUCCCGCCUUAAAGGGACCGCGCUGAGCUGCGCCCCAUGGCGAGGCCCGGGCACGGCUGGAGCGGCGCGGCGGCGGCAAAGCGGGGCUCGGCGGAGGAAGAGGAGGGCGAGGACCCGCUGGACGCCAGGAUCGCGCGGAGCGGCUGCCUGGAGCAGCACCGGCAGCUGCAGGAGUGCAUGGCCGAGCGGCGGGACUGGCGGCACUGCCAGGAGCAGGUCCGCGCCUUCGGAGCCUGCAUGGCCCGGCGGCAGCAGCAGCGGCAGCGCGGCACGGGCCCGGCCCAGCCCCCGGACUGACACCCCCGGACGGACAGACCCCUCCUCUCCGGCUUGCUUUUUAUCCCACUCCUUAGAAAGCCAGGUGGAAUUGCUGGGAAAUAAACCUGGAGUUCGGCAGCCCUCGGCUUGGUGUGUGCCAGUGGGAGAGGGGGGCUGGUUCGGAGCGUACAGCAUCGAGGUGUGCCAUGGUACAUUCAGGUGGGACAUCAGCAGGAAUUCCCUCAUGGACAGGGUUUUCAACAUUUGUAGGGACUGCCCAGAGAGGUUUGGAGUACCCAACAA
This is a messenger RNA of Melospiza georgiana, 612 nucleotides long. RefSeq names its product cytochrome c oxidase assembly factor 4 homolog, mitochondrial. The transcript has 2 exons. Bases 88 to 348 code for a protein of 86 amino acids. Gene Ontology annotation, cellular component: mitochondrial intermembrane space. NCBI's taxonomy places the organism in Eukaryota, Metazoa, Chordata, Aves, Passeriformes, Passerellidae. The record is from RefSeq and is a predicted model, not a curated record. Gene Ontology annotation, biological process: mitochondrial respiratory chain complex IV assembly.